Molecule: messenger RNA, 3759 nt
Organism: Kluyveromyces lactis
Lineage: Eukaryota; Fungi; Ascomycota; Saccharomycetes; Saccharomycetales; Saccharomycetaceae
Gene: UBP12
Product: putative ubiquitin-specific protease UBP12
Exons: 1
Coding region: 1-3759 (1252 amino acids)
Biological process (GO): protein deubiquitination
Molecular function (GO): cysteine-type deubiquitinase activity
Source: RefSeq, a predicted model, not a curated record
AUGACAAGUGAGAAGAGGAUAAAUAAAUCGGACUCAGAAUGUCUGAAAUAUUCAUUGCACGGCACUCCUUCCGAAGGCAUUAACUUGGAACAAUUGAUAUCCGGUUCCAAUGCGGACGGAAUUAUAUCGACUUCAUCGAUUGAGGAAAAUCCGACAGACCUUCCGUCGUCCGAAUCAUCGAUUCCAAGUAUUCUGUAUGAUGCAAUCCCUCCAAUUCAAGAUCAACGGUCAAUAGUGGCUAAUAUGUGGGUACGUUUUAAUAAUGAAAAGAAGGAAGGUGAUUUGGUAUUCAUUAUUCCAGAGCGUUGGCUUGCCCUUUUUCAGGAUCCUAAUAUUAUUGACUACAGAUCCAUUCCUUCAAUUGAUGUUGCAUCAAUUUCACUCGAUUAUAAAAAUUUUAUAUUACAAGACUACACACAACAUCUAUAUACAGCAGUACCAGCAUCAAUGUUCACUUUACUUCAACAAUGGUAUGAUUUGACCCCUAAUUCGAAACCUAUUUCCACAUUCAUUGUAAGAGACGCAAACAACCAGUUGCUUGUCGAAUAUGACAGGCCAAGGUGCAGAAUACAUCAUUUGGUAGCUGGAAAUGGUAAUGCAAAUAUUUAUCCCGGAUCCAGCAGACAUAGCAUUGACCAUAAAAUCCCCUUAAUGUUCACAAUGUCUAGGUUGGCAACAAUGAAAGAUGUUAUCCAAAGGUGCUUAGAAGUUUUCUAUGCUAAAGAACCACAUCUUGACAAAAGCUCCCUUACCCAUAGAAUAUGGUACAUAAAUGAGCGCGUUGCAGACCCUAAAUCUACACAAACUUUACUGAGUAACUAUGUGUUAUCCCCUUCUGCAUUUUUGGAGCUUCAGACUAAACACGAAAUUACUAAAUCGAUGUAUUCACGGCAACUCAAGGAUUAUGAUUCCCAAAUAAUCAGUUUGGUUGUUGAAGUUAAACAGAAAUCUUCAAACCAACAUUGGCCCUCCAAUUUUUUCCAUUACAACAAAUUGAAUGCACCAUCGGGAAUUAUGGGGUUGUCAAAUUUGGGAAACACUUGUUACAUGAAUUCCGCAUUACAAUGUCUAUUGCACAUACCGGAACUCAAUGAAUACUUUCUUUACAAAGGCUAUGAACGUGAAAUUAAUAUCAACAAUCCCUUAGGACACAAAGGUGACGUUGCCCAUGCAUUUGGACAUCUGUUGUAUUCACUCUUUGCACCUUCGUACGGUCAAUCUACGUUUUAUGCUCCCAGAAAUUUCAAGAAUACGAUCGGUCACUAUAAUUCCCUUUUUGCCGGUUAUGGUCAACAGGAUUCUCAAGAAUUUCUAGCAUUUUUAUUAGAUGGUCUACACGAAGAUCUCAAUAGAGUGAUCGAAAAGCCAUACGUGAACAAACCAGAAUUCCCAAAUGAUGGUCAAAUAGAUGAUACAGAUCAAAUAGUGCUGUUGGCAGCCAAUAUGUGGGAUUACAUUAAAAAACGGAAUGAUUCAGUCAUUAUGGACCUUUUCGUCGGUUUAUACAAAUCAACACUUGUUUGCCCUAAUUGCAACCAUGUAUCAAUCACAUUCGAUCCAUAUAACGACUUGACAUUACCUCUUCCCAUUGAGAAUUAUUGGUCGACAAAGGUUACGAUUUUUCCUCAAAACUCUCCUCCUUGCACCUUAGAAGUUGAACUAUCUAAAACAUCUUCUUACAAUGACCUCAAAGCAUAUGUUGCUCAACAUGCAAAUAUGCAUGCGAAUGACUUAAUAGGCGCAGAGAUAUUUAAUCAUCAAUUCUACAACAACUAUGAAUCGAACGUCGAAGCUGACUAUUUGCCAAUAUCCGAGUUAAUAUCAGAAAGUGAUACUGUUAUAUUUUACGAGGUUCAUAGAGGACAAGAUGAUCUUGUUGUUCCGAUCCUUAACACACGUUUUGAAGAAGGUUUUAAAACACCGAGGUUGUUUGGAUAUCCUUUCUUUAUUGCACUCUCGCAAGCCGAACAAUUCAGUUAUGGUGCGAUACGAAAGAAAAUCGAAAAAUGUUAUCAAAACUUCUCCGGAGGAUUUUCUGAGUUCCCCAUAGUAGGUAAGACUAAGAUGCCAGAUCUCUCCUCCAUGCCUUUAUUGGAGAAAAGGUACAGUCAAUGUGAGAUAGAGUCAAUUAUGCCUGAAUUAGAAUAUAUCAAUCCGGAGAUGUCAGUCGAUGAGUUUUUUCAACUGAAAAUCUUGAAGGUUGAUUCUGUCAGUUCGAAUCGUAGAGUUACUAGUUUUUCUGGUGUUUCACUAGGACAGACUUCCGAUGAGCCUAACUCACAAAUAUGGAUACCGCCUACAGCAUCCUUGAUAACCUAUAAUCACAGCGAACUGAUACGCAAAGCUCUCCCAGAGGCUAUUGAAGCAGCAUAUUACUAUUCUGAUAUGUUAUCAAACGAAGAUGAUAUUCCUAAUGAUCAAACAGUUUCGGAUACUGCUAAUGACCUUGCCACAAAGUCCUACACCAGUCCCAACCCCGAAGAAAAUGUGACAAGUAGUGCAGAGGCCCUGGAUGGAACAUUGCACUUAAAAGUCAGUCCAUUGUUAGAUGUCCACAAUGCGAUUAUUUGCGAAUGGGAGGCUGUCAAAGUGAUUAAUGUUUUUGAUGAAGAUAAUGGAGUGAACUGGGAUCAUCCAGCAAUUCUUGAAAAUUUGAGCUUGUCAGAAGUCAGAAAAACAAGAGCCCAAACAGAAAAAUCAAGUAUUACUCUCGAUUCGUGUUUACGGCUCUUUUCUCAACCCGAAAUUUUGGGCUCAGCAGACUCUUGGUACUGUCCGAAUUGCAAACAGCAUACCCAGGCUUCUAAACAGAUAGAAUUAUGGAAUACUCCUGAUAUUUUAUUGAUACAUUUAAAGCGUUUCGAAAAUCAGCGAUCUUUUAGUGAUAAGAUCGACGCGACUGUUAAAUUUCCAAUAGAAGGUUUGGAUAUGUCUCCUUAUUUAUCUUACAAAAAGGAAGGUGAAAAUGAUGUUUAUGAUUUGAUUGCUGUGGACAACCAUUAUGGUGGUCUUGGAGGUGGCCAUUACACCGCAUACUGCAGAAACUUUAUUGACGGCAAAUGGUACUAUUUUGACGAUUCCCGGGUUAAUGAAGUAUCUCCUGAAAAUAGCAUUGCCGGAUCUGCUUACUUGUUAUUCUACAGAAGACGCACUUCAGGGAACCAAACUCUUGGCAAUGGAAAAUUGCGGGACAUUAUUGAUAUUUCUCGGAAAGAAUAUGAACAGAAACAGGACGAGUUUAUGACAAACGUGGAAACAUUAUACGCUGCAACACAUACAGACACUGAGAGUGAAGCAUCAGAUUCGGACAGGAGCUCAGUUGAUGAAGAAAUGGACUCUGACAACAGCGACUGUGAAAAUGAUAAAAAAUCAGCAUUUGUUGAUCAGAGCGAUAUUUCAAGCAAUUCUUUAGGUAUGGACAACUUAACAUACAGUAACAGACCUUCAAAAGAUAACACUAUUCAUACUUCGAAGAAUGCAAAUGGUAGCAUCGAAUCUACUUUGAACAACAAUGAACUACCUGAAGCAGAACAAACGGUUACAGCAACAGAAAGAAAAGGAGCUCUACAAUACAACGUAUCGAGCCUCGAGGUUGGCAGUAAUAUUGCGAAAUUAGAUACGCAUGACUCUUCGCGGAGAAAGCUUAGGCUUUUAGAUAAAAUAUAUCUUCCAGAUUCCUCUAACCUUAACUCGAGUACAGAUUCACUAUCACCAUGUAUUUCCCACACAGAAUCAUCUUCUAAUAAUAACGAAUCUUAG